AUGGAAGAUCAAGAAUUUGACCUGGGCACUGGGGGCCCGGCUUUCGGCCGCGGCUGCUCUCCCAAGGUGGCGGCUCCUCCGGGCGAGUACUUCAGCGUUGGGAGCCAGGUGUCGUGCUGGACGUGCCAGGAGCAGAGGCUGCAGGGCGAGGUGGUAGCCUUCGACUACCAGUCCAAAAUGCUGGCUUUAAAAUGUCCCUCUUCCAGUGGAAAGCCCAACCACGCAGACAUCUUGCUCAUAAACUUACAGUAUGUUUCAGAAGUGGAAAUAAUUAAUGACCGAACAGAAACCCCUCCUCCCCUAGCUUCACUCAAUGUUAGUAAGCUUGCCAGCAAAGCACGGACAGAGAAGGAGGAGAAGCUGAGCCAGGCCUAUGCAAUCAGCGCUGGUGUCUCCCUAGAGGGCCAGCAGCUCUUCCAGACCAUACACAAGACCAUUAAAGACUGUAAAUGGCAAGAAAAAAACAUCGUAGUCAUGGAAGAAGUUGUUAUUACACCCCCAUAUCAAGUGGAAAACUGUAAAGGCAAAGAGGGGAGUGCACUGAGCCAUGUACGCAAA
Molecule: messenger RNA, 558 nt
Organism: Vicugna pacos (alpaca)
Lineage: Eukaryota; Metazoa; Chordata; Mammalia; Artiodactyla; Camelidae
Source: RefSeq, a predicted model, not a curated record